This is a messenger RNA of Gadus morhua (Atlantic cod), 1722 nucleotides long. RefSeq names its product beta 3-glucosyltransferase a (gene b3glcta). The coding region runs from base 116 to 1612 and encodes 498 amino acids. Gene Ontology annotation, cellular component: membrane. The record is from RefSeq and is a predicted model, not a curated record. The transcript is spliced from 15 exons. Lineage: Eukaryota; Metazoa; Chordata; Actinopteri; Gadiformes; Gadidae. Gene Ontology annotation, molecular function: glycosyltransferase activity.
UCUUGUUUUCCGUGUAGCGUGAAGAGGGAAACGUUUUAAAACAGUGUGUCAAAAAGCUCUGACCGCUGAAGGUGAUAUAGCCUCUGUUCACCGCUCACGGCGUCGGACUCUAGGGAUGCUACCGAACAACCUUAACACUGGGCCGAGAGUGGCGAGAUACUUGAUUUUCCUCUCGUUUUUUCACUACAACCUUGUUACUGGCAGCUCCAAGAAAGACUUGCAGAGCGAUGAUGCUAUGAAUGUCGCCUCCAACAGCCAACUAGAUCUCCGGCAGAUAGUGUUUGUCAUCCAGAGCCAGAGUAACUCCUUCCAUGUCCAGCGGGCCGAGCGGCUCAGAGCCAGUCUGCUGCAGCAGGCAACGGACCUCACAGAGAAUCCACCUGUGGUCCUGUUCCUUCACAGUCUGUCAGAUAAUGAGGGUGACUGGAGCAUUCUGCCAAUGCUGCCUCACUUUUCCAAAACCUUUGGUAAAAACUCUUCCUGGCUGGUGUUCCUGGAGGAGGACACCGACGUGAAGGUGGGAGAGCUCCUGGGAGUGCUGGCAAAGUUUGACGGCACCAAAGAGUGGUUCCUGGGGAAGCCCCUCCACGACGAGGAGUCCACCAUCAUCCAUCACUAUGCCUUCGCCGAGAACCCCCCGCAGUUUAAAUACCCCGACUUCAGCGCCGGCUGGGCUCUGAGCGUGCCACUCGUUCAGAGACUCGCAGAAAGGAUCCGAGAUGAGCCGUUGAAGUCUGACUUCACCAUCGACUUGAAGCACGAGGUGGCCUUGUACAUCUGGAACCAGGGCCAGGGUCUCCGGCUCACCGCCGUGCCCGAGCUGUGCACCGAGCUGCAGGACUCCCCCCGGGCGCCCCACUGCGCCACCACGCUCAGCGCCCCCGCCCCGGCAUGUGGAGAGGCCGUGGGUAAGGAUGACGUAUUCGUGGCCGUCAAAACCUGUCAGAAGUUUCACACUGAGAGAGUCCCGGUGGUGAAGGAGACCUGGGAGCAGGAGGCGUCCCUGCUGGAGUACUACAGCGACUACGCAGACCCCUCCAUACCCACCAUCAACCUCGGGGUGCCCAACACCGAGCGAGGCCACUGUGGGAAAACCUUCGCCAUCCUCAAACAGUUUGCGAGCGGCGCCGUCCCCGAGACCAAGUGGCUGAUCAUUGUUGACGACGACACCCUCAUCAGCCUCCCCCGACUGCGGGCGCUGCUGGGCUGCUACGACGCGUCGGAGCCGGUGUGUCUGGGCGAGCGCUACGGCUACGGCCUCAGCCAGGGCGGCUACAGCUACAUCACCGGUGGAGGGGGCAUGGUGUUCAGCAGGGAGGCGGUGCUCCAGCUGCUGCAGAGCGGCUGUAAGUGCUACAGCGACGACGCCCCGGACGACAUGGUGCUGGGCAUGUGCUUCAACGCCCUGGGACUGGCCGUCACACACAGCCCCCUCUUCCACCAGGCCCGGCCGGAGGACUACGCGCGGGACUACCUGUCCCACCAGGUGCCCAUCUCCUUCCAUAAACACUGGAACAUCGACCCGGUGGCAGUGUUCAACAGCUGGCUGAGGGAGGGGGCCCCGACCACAGCCCCCCAUCAGCCGGACAAGACCCCCAAGACGGAACUGUAGAACCUGGAGCCUCCCUCUCUCAUGUUCUGUCUCUGUCUCUGUCUCUCUGUCUCUGUCUCUGUCUCUCUCUGUCUCUGUCUCUGUCUCUCUCUGUCUCUCUCUGUCUCUGU